GUUAACGACGGGACGCGUGAGGUGCAUGGCCGGCCCGGGGAUUCCUACAGGUGGUGGGGAGCGUGGUGCCAACUAUCCAUGUACAACACGAGCUCGGCUAAAUCCUUCGUCCGCUUGCCGACUGCUAGGUGCCCUUUGACAACAGAAGCUACAAUAUACGACGACAUAUCCUCAUGCAGGAGCUAAACUCAUCUUUUCUUUUCCGUGUCACAAGGUCCUAACGGGCACUUUCAGUCUCAGUCAUGGGACCUUUCUUCUUGAGGACCGCCCUAAUAGUUGUCGGGCUUGCCAGCACUCUCUCUUAUGCUCAACACUGCCCCUUGCUGGGUCCAGCGUAUCCCGCAGCAACCGAUGUGACCUCCCCUGCGCUUGUUGCGGCCAAAACCAAGUUCGACGAGGCACUCGCCUCUAGUGCUGAAGUCGACCAGGACAGAGUCUGGUUCGCCAUCGAGGUCUACUCCUCCAAGUCGAAAGAUGCGACCCCAAUCUACCGUCACUUCAACACGCCCCCGGCGCAGAACAGCUCGGUCUCGGUCACGGUUGGCCCGGACACCGUAUUCCGCAUUCACAGCAUCUCCAAGGUCAUAACCGUCUAUGCGAUGCUCGCGAAGCUCUCGUACAAGUAUUGGCACGAACCUGUGACUAAGUACGUUCCCGAGCUUGCGGGUAGCCCGGCACGGGAUGUAGUCAAUGAUGUGGACUGGUCCGAAGUCACGCUUGGUUCUCUGGCCGGCCAGAUUAGCGGAAUUUCCAGAGACUAUGCUCUUGGCGAUGCCUCCACGGUUCUUCCUUCGGUUCCUGGCCUCCGCAAACUCGAGGACCACGAGUUCGUCAGAUGCGGCUCACCUCCGCAUGCGCCCUGCUCCAGAGCAGAUGCCUUCAAGCACAUUCUGCAGACUUGGCCGUCGGCAUUGUCCUACCGCACGCCAAAUUAUUCCAAUAUGGCCUUCCAGAUACUUGCCUACGCGGUCGAGAACAUCACUGGCAUGCCGUUUCCGGACCUGGUCACCGAGCAGCUCCUGAAGCCCCUUAAUCUCAGUCGGACCUACCUUUCUCAACCGAGCGAUGACACCAACGCUGUUGUGUGGGACGGCUGGGACAUCGACUUUGGCGAGGAAGCUCCCAUGGGCGGCUACUACUCCUCUCUUAACGACCUUACAACCAUCGGCCGCUCCAUCCUCAACUCCACCAUCCUCUCGCCCCUCGACACUCGCCAAUGGCUCAAACCAAUAACCCACACAUCCAGCCUACGCUUCUCGAUGGGCAGCCCCUGGGAAAUCAUCCGCGCGUCCGUGCCAGUCAGGACAGACGCUGCUGGGCCGGCGUCCAAAACCACCAGGAACGUCGACUUCUACACCAAACAAGGCGGCGGAGACACUUACACCAGCCUUCUGGGCCUCUCGCCAGACCAUGACGUGGGCGUAUCCAUCCUCACGGCCGGCCCGGUGUCGGGUGCGACUAUGAUCGCGAUUCGAGAGUUGUUCGUGGAUAUUUGGCUUCCUGCUGCGGAGCAAGCGGCAAGGGACCAAGCUGUAACCGAUCUGGUUGGGAAUUACACCCUCGGGCCAGAGAAUGAUACAGCAACCUUUUCGGUGGCCGAGGUGUCCAUUGACCCAGACGAGCCGGCCGUGUUCGUGUCCAAGCUUAUCAGCAACGGAACCGAUGUGAUGGCGCUGCUGAGGGCCAACACCAACAAUAUCGUUGGCGACGGAGAAAUGAGGAUGUGGCUUUACCCGAUGGGCUUGGUCUCCAAAAAGAGCAGUGGCGGUAAGACGAGGACUGCGUUUCGGGGAGUGGUUGGAUUGGCAGGGAAGCCUGCUGCUGUUGACGGGUGCGGGUCUUGGGCUGAGGGUGACAGACUGAGAUGGGGGAACUAUCCGGCGGAUCUGGUGAUCUUCGAGACCGGAGCGGAUGGCAAGGCGAAGGGGUUGGAGGUGCCCAUCUUGGGGGCAACGCUGAAGAGAGACGGGCAUUGAAUGUGUGUGUCUAGCGAAAGAAUCUCUAGUCUGGUUUUGGAGAGCCUCCGUGUAUUGAAAACUGACCGUAUGUUGAUAGUCCGUGAAAUACACGACUUUCUCAUUGUUCUGCUCCUGGCAAUGACUCAUGCGGUCGUCACCCGAACCCAGGAGCUUCGUUACCUUAUGAGCUCACAUGAUCUCGCUGUUUCGAAUCCUUUUGAUACGGCAUCGUGGGCAGUUGGGCGCAUCGUGACCUUGGCGCGUCAUGACCUUGUCGUCAUGUCGAUAACUGAUGGCGACUACCUUCACGUACCGCAGGAAGGUAAGGACCGUAAGGUAGUAGCAAAUGGGAUGGUGCGAGAUGGCAGUCGCGAGUCGAUACACGAAUCGAGGUUUGAACCAAUUGACAUUCUGGGCCAAUGCUUUUUACCUAUCACGGCAAUUAAUGGCACCACAGAUAAACUUGAACGUUGGACGUUUCAAUUUUAGAAUCUCACGUCAGUUGUGAUGUAUC
Chaetomium strumarium is the source of this 2472-nucleotide messenger RNA. Its product is annotated as beta-lactamase/transpeptidase-like protein. The record is from RefSeq and is a predicted model, not a curated record. The transcript is spliced from 3 exons. NCBI's taxonomy places the organism in Eukaryota, Fungi, Ascomycota, Sordariomycetes, Sordariales, Chaetomiaceae. The coding region runs from base 243 to 1976 and encodes 577 amino acids.